Messenger RNA from Cornus florida, 2050 nucleotides. RefSeq lists its product as uncharacterized. NCBI's taxonomy places the organism in Eukaryota, Viridiplantae, Streptophyta, Magnoliopsida, Cornales, Cornaceae. The record is from RefSeq and is a predicted model, not a curated record. Gene Ontology annotation, molecular function: ATP binding; protein kinase activity. The transcript is spliced from 10 exons. Gene Ontology annotation, biological process: protein phosphorylation. Bases 1 to 1908 code for a protein of 635 amino acids.
AUGAAGGAGAAGUUGCCGGAUUGCAGGAACGAUAAUUAUGAUCUUUACAUCCCAGCUAGUCAGUAUCAGUUCAAAUUGUUUCGUAAGAAUAUUGGAUUCGAGUUGGAUGAAAGUCACAACACCAGUUUCUUUGAUUGUCAGGACACGUGCUUGAGGAAUUGUUCUUGUGUUGCCUAUGCUUCUUUAAAUGAUAACGGAACUGGAUGUAAGAUUUGGCCCAAAGGAAUGAAAUUGGAAUCAUUUGAUGCUUUUGAUUUUUCAAGACAGAUAUAUAUACUUGAGUCAAAAAAAGGAUUGAGAUGGCAAAUAAAAGGACCCUUUUAUCAAAAUGAUUUGGAUCUCACAAUUUUUUUACUGUCCCAGGGUAACUUUCCUGACGGGCAAGUUAUAGCAGUAAAAAGGCUUUCAAGGAGGUCAGGACAAGGAUUAGUGGAGUUCAAGAAUGAGAUUUUACACAUUGCCAAGCUUCAACACAAUAAUCUUGUUAGGCUUUUGGGAUGUUGUAUUGAAAGAGAAGAAAAGAUGCUUAUCUAUGAGUACAUGCCCAACCAAAGCCUCGAUAUCUUCUUAUUCGAUCCCAGUAAGAAGUCAUCCUUAGACUGGAAGAAGCGUAUCACAAUCAUCGAAGGGAUUGCUCAAGGAAUACUUUACCUUCACAAGUAUUCAAGAUUCAGAAUAAUUCAUAGAGAUUUAAAAGUUAGUAAUAUAUUACUUGAUGGAAAGAUGAAUCCAAAAAUAUCAGAUUUUGGUAUGGCUAGAAUAUUUGGGGGGAACGAAUCUGAAGCAAACACAAAAAGGGUUGUUGGGACAUAUGGUUACAUGUCUCCCGAGUAUGCAAUGGAGGGAAUUUUUUCAAUUAAAUCUGAUGAGUUUAGUUUUGGAAUGUUGUUGCUUGAGAUUGUAAGUGGCAAGAAGAACCAUAGUUGCUAUCAUUAUGAACGUCCACUCAACCUUAUAGGAUAUGCAUGGGAAUUAUGGAGAGAAAAUAGAGGUUUGGAGCUUAUAGACCCAACGUUGGACAAUUCAUAUCAAAAUACUAUUCUACAAGGCCAGCCGAUCAGAGAUUGGGAGUGCUUGGUUUCAGCUAACGGGGUCUUCAGAUUACAAUUCUUCAACGUCGGCACUUCAAAGGACCGUUACUUUGGAAUAUUGUUUGGCUAUGUGCAGGAUGACAUUAGCAUGCGAGAUGCAGCGUGGGUUGCCAACCGAAACAACCCAAUCCCUGACACAACUGGAUAUCUGAUGAUGCACAACAAUGGCACAUUGAGCUUUCAUAUAGUAACAAUGGUCUUAUUGAACUAUGUUCUCUUUCAACAAGAAGCAACACAAGUGCCACACUAUUUAUGUGGUAAAGUUUCGGAAUUGAUGCCAUCUUUAGGUGGAUGUUACAGCAUCAAUCAUGAUGACAGGUGUAUGAAGGAGAAGUUGCCAGAUUAUUCUUUUACCGUGUCUCAGGGCAACUUUCAUGAUGGGCAAGUUAUAGCAAUAAAAAGGCUCUCAAAGAGUUCAGGACAAGGAUUAGUGGAGUUCAAGAAUGAGAUUUUACUAAUUGCCAAACUCCAACACAAUAAUCUUGUUAGGCUUUUGGGAUGUUGCAUUGAAGGAGAAGAAAAGAUGCUAUUCUAUGAGUACAUUCCCAACGAAAGCCUCGAUUUCUUCUUAUUUGAUCCUAGUAAAAAGUCAUCCUUACAUUGGAAGAAACGUAUCAACAUCAUCAAAGGGAUUGCUCAAGGACUUCUUUACCUUCACAAGUAUUCAAGAUUCAGAAUAAUUCAAAGAGAUUUAAAAGCUAGUAACAUAUUACUUGAUGAAAAGAUGAAUCCAAAAAUAUCAGAUUUUGGUAUGGCUAGAAUACUUGGGGAAAAUGAAUCUGAAGCAAACACAAAGAGGGUUGUCGGAACAUUGUGAGAAAAUAUAUAUUGCAUCUACAAGUGAUGUCACGUGAACAUAUUUUAUUAGUAUAUCCUCAAAUGUUAACAAUUUUCCUCAAUCAUUAAUUCAGAAGUUACAUUGUCUCCCGAGUACAUAAAGGAGGGUAAAUUUUCAAUUA